AGUAAUAAAGCAUUCAGUAGAAAUUAUGCUUUAAAUUUUGAAUUUAUAUAUCCUGGGCUAUCAAUAAUGUGAUAUGCUCCCUCUCUUACAGUGCUGGGCAGGGGCAAGAGCCAUAGCUCCUGGUCAACCUAGUGAUUACAAAGGAAAACCACUGAUGCUCUAUAGUGUUUUAUGUUGCUAAAUUGUGGUGUUUAAUAAUGUAAGUGGAUUAAGUUUAUGAUUUUUUUUAAAGAGAGAGAGAAUUUUUUUUUUUAACAUUUGUUUUUUAGUUUUCGGUGGACACAACAUAUUUGUUUGUAUGUGGUGUUGAGGAUCGAACCCGGCCGCACACAUGCCAGGCCAGCGCGCUACCGCUUGAGCCACAUCCCCAGCCCCUAAGUUUAUGAUGUUUUUAACAAUGGUUUUAUUGGAAUGUGACCCAUCAUAAGUCAAGGUACAUCUGUGCAGUCUAGUUUGGAUAAUCCCAUUCCCCAGAGAUAAUCUCAUUUUGCAGUUGGGUGUGCAUUCCCCAAGGUGGGACUUGCUGGGUUGGAUGGGGCCAGAACUUCCAGAAUGGAUGCCUUGUAGGAGGGUGGACAGGGGUCUGUGGGGUAGAGUUGGGAGUUCUGGUGGCUCCCUGGCUUAGCUCUACAGCCCUGGCUCCAGUCAGGCAUGUGCUGCCAGUGGCUUGAAAGACUAGGGUAUCUCAAUGCUGUGCCAGCCAGUCUGGGUCCUGGGCCUCCCUUCAUUGUGCGGGAUGGGCCUUCUACACUGUGAUAUGAAUGGGGAGGGGAGGAAAAGGAGGGUAGGUGGGUAUUGACCAUUCAUCCCACCAACACAAUCAUAUGUCUGUCUAAUCAGGGUUCUGGGAACAUAUCCCAGAGUCUUUUUAUUAUUUCCACCAUACCUUCUAUGUUCAUGGGAGAGUGAACUGGCCUGUGCCUGCUGAGGUCAGCCUGGCCAGGAUCCACCCAUAGGGGUAACCUGGAGUUGAGGGUUCCUAACCAAGGAGGGAGUUGCUGUGCUGUUUCACCUCUUCCUGACCUUCUCCUAGGUACCCUGAAGGUUCUGUCCUUUGGAGGGGCUAGGUGGUAGCCUUAAAAGAGUACCUGGACAGCAGUAAGAUCCCAGGCCUGCUAUGCCUCUGCCCCAGAUCCUGGGCAUCCUGGAAGCCAGCAUUCUGGCCAGCAAUGGGUCUGGGCUGGAUGUGCUGUCCUUGGGAUUGAUAGGCACACUGCCUGGGCCUGCUGCCAGAGAUUGCUAAGUGCCAACCUGUCCUCCCUCUGCCACCUGUCUGUGACUCCUGCCAGCACAGGGCAUCAGCCCUUGAACUGAGGUUUUCCUGGGAUGGUGGUGAUCCUGGUGCUGUUUCCAGGUCCUUGACACUCCCACAGUUUAUGGCCUUUUCAUGAUAACUGUUUGCUGCUGCUGUGCCUUUUGGAGAGUGGAUAGAGUGGGGAUCUCUGGCCAUCUUCAUUUGGGUAGGGAAGAAAAGAGCAAUGCUUUGUAGACUUAUAUACAGCAGUAUAUAAGUCUAUAUGGGUAUAUAGCAGGGUGUUAUAUAUAUGGGUAAUACAGCAGGAUGGUAUGUGGUCCUCUCUUAGGAGGUGAGGAUAUGUUGUCUCUUGUAGGUAUAGUUGAUGGCCCAGACUGGCAGGCUGAGAGGGCAGCUUUGUGCUUGCUGUGAGCUCUAAACGGGAGGGUCCCCCUCCCCCUGUGAAGAGCAUUUCUGGUGGAGGGUACAGGAAGUUAGCCUUGUCCCUUUCUGCUAGGUGUCACAUCUAACUCAGCCUGGGGUCCUCUCCUUCCCUGACUUGGAAUUCAGUUAAUCAGCCUAACCUGGGUUAGUGAAGUACCUGGCAGGGCCAGGUAGUAGGCACCCAGAGGGCAUUCCUACCCCCAAGGUGCUCAGUUGUCCCAGAGUCCUCUAUUUUGUCAUUUACUCCCUGCAUAGUAUCUAGUAGCUGGCCUGAACUCUGCUACAGACAGAUUCAUCUGGUGAGUGAAUGUUGGCAGGGCUCUGGCUGAUCCCAGAUAUGAGGAAAGCCAGGCAAGGAGCAGGUUAAUUGACCCAAAGGUAUCUAGCAGAUUUGAAUGCUAGCCUUGACUUCCUGUUAGUCUUCAGGUCCACUCUUCACCAACCAUUGUUUUGGUGGUCUCCACUCCCUUUCCAAAGCUGUGCUCCGCCCCAUUCCUUUUACAGAGACUUAACAGCUACUUUUGGGUGAGGGGUCCAGCCCUAGUUAUCAUUAAAGAGUUCUUGGCUCCCAGACCUCUGUAUUUUCAGAAUUGGUUCAGCUGCCCUCAGGGCCUUUGGUGGGAUCCUGGGCCAAUCUUAUUCACCUCCUGCCAGUCCCCCUCCCCCCCAGAGGGGAGCUGCAUGGGGAGACAGCUGGUAGCCUGAAGCCUAGCCUCCUGGCUGAGGCCUGCACCCCGGGUCUGGUCACAUUCCUGAGGGACCUGCUGAGCCUCCCUGGCCCUGGGGGUGGCGUGGGGGAAGGGCAGGCAGGGAUGGGCUCCAGACUAUUGCAGGCCCCCUCCCCCACCCCUGGCUCCAUUCCAAGAGAGCCCAGUCUGGCCUGUGGGGUGCAGGGACUCAGAACCUUAGGAUCCCUCUCCUGCGGGACCCAGAGCUCUGAGGGGGAGAGGGAGCCUACUCUUAUCUGACUGCACUGCCAGCAGCUUCUGCAGGAGGCUGGUAUUGAAAGACUGAGCCUAAGGCUGGGACAAUCCCUCAAGCAGUAAAACCUCCUGAGAGGGAAGGCCCUUGUGAUUAGGCUGGGCAGGAAAGGGCUGGGCCCUCUAGGCCUAGAGGGGGCAAGAGCACAUCUGAGAGGGAAGCAGGGGAGCCAGAGCGGUUGAGACUGGUUCUUAUAAAUAGCCCUUGCACAAGUGGCUUCAAUUUUGACCUUUUGUUAUGUAAAUGUGACCAGCCUGGGAAGGACCUUGCCCAAGCCUCCUUGCCAUCUCAUCUGCUUGUCUGAAAUUGUAUCCCUGCCACCAGCAUCCCAGGUCUAGGUGGCCCCUGAGGUAUCCUAAAUCUCCAGGGUAUAUGUGUUGGUGGAUAGAUAGUGCCCACCUGGCUUCUCAGAUCUUGUCUUUUAACUCCUCACUUUCCCUGCCAUUGGGUGUUACUAUAGGGCACCACAGUCCUGCUUGGCUGCACCUGGGUGUUCUAGCCAAAGACAUCCUUCAGACCUUUCUGAAAAUGAAGGAUCCAGGGUCACCAAUUGCCUCUCCUUCAUGAUCCCACUCUUCCCCCCCUUCCCUUGCUGAUGUGUGAGUAACUGUCUGUCUUCUCCCCCAGAUGACCAGGCGUUGAUGUACCCUCAGGAAGUCCACGCGCUCAAGGAGGCCAUCCCUGCUGGCUGCUGCUCACAUGGUUUCUGGGCCCCUGGCACUCCGGUGGUGUGCGUGGGCAGGGCGUGGGGACAUGGGGCCCGACAUGGAGCUGCCCAGCCACUCAAAGCAGCUCCUGCUACAACUGAACCAGCAGAGGACCAAGGGCUUCCUGUGUGAUGUCAUCAUCAUGGUGGAGAACUCAAUUUUCCGGGCCCAUAAGAAUGUUCUGGCUGCCAGUAGCAUCUACUUCAAAUCCCUGGUCCUGCACGAUAACCUCAUCAAUCUGGACACAGACAUGGUCAGCUCCACAGUAUUCCAGCAGAUCCUGGACUUCAUCUACACAGGCAAGCUGCUGCCCAGUGACCAGCCAGCUGAGCCCAACUUCAGCACUCUUCUCACUGCCGCCAGCUACCUCCAGCUGCCUGAGUUGGCAGCCCUCUGCCGCCGCAAACUCAAGCGAGCUGGCAAGCCCUUUGGCUCUGGACGGGUUGGGGCUGCUGGCAUGGGGCGACCAUCCCGUAGCCAGCGGCUAUCCACAGCCUCUGUUAUCCAGGCUCGGUAUCCAGGGCUUGCGGACGGGCGCAAAGGAACCCACGCCCACCAGGAGCUCCCACCAGCCAAAGGCUCAGAUGAUGAGCUUUAUCUCAGUGGCUCCACCCAGGAGAGCACACAUAGCCUGGGCCGGGGGGUCUGCCCAACCAGUGGAGAGGUAGGCCUAGGGGGCUGCAGUAGCAGCACCAAUGGAAGCACUGGGGGCUGUGAACAGGAGCUGGGCCUUGACCUGUCCAAGAAGAGCCCACCCCUGCCCCCCACAACUCCCGUACCCCACCUCACCCCUGAUGAUCCAGCCCAGCUGAGCGACAGUCAGCAGGACUCACCACCUUCGGCCUCUGCCCUUCCCAUUGCCAAUAGUGCCUCUUAUGCUGAGCUGGGAGGCACCCCUGAUGAGUCCAUGGAUCUGGAGGGGGCUGAGGAUAAUCACCUGAGUCUGCUGGAGGGGUCGGGUGGGCAGCCUCGGAAGAGCCUCCGGCAUUCAUCCCGCAAAAAGGAGUGGAGCAAGAAGGAUCCUGUGGCUGGCUCCCCCUUUGAGCGGAGAGAAGCAGGGCCCAAGGGCCCCUGCCCUGGAGAAGAGAGUGAGGGGCUUGGGGAUAGGGUUCCCAAUGGCAUUCUAUCUGGCAGUGUUGGGGGAGGAGGCCCCAGUGGGCCCUAUGGGGAUCCCCCAUACCCUUGCAAGGAAGAGGAGGAAAAUGGGAAGGACGGGAGUGAGGACAGUGGGCAGAGUGGUAGUGAGGGGGGCAGUGGCCACCCUGGCGCCCAUUACAUGUAUCGGCAAGAGGGCUAUGAGACAGUGUCAUAUGGAGACAACCUUUAUGUAUGCAUCCCUUGCGCCAAGGGCUUCCCCAGUUCUGAGCAGCUCAAUGCCCACGUGGAGACACACACCGAGGAGGAGCUGUUCAUCAAGGAGGAAGGGGCCUAUGAAACUGGCAGCGGGGGUGCUGAGGAGGAGGCAGAGGACCUGUCGGCGCCCAGUGCAGCCUAUGCUGCUGAGCCCCGGCCCUUCAAGUGCUCUGUCUGCGAGAAGACUUACAAAGACCCGGCUACUCUAAGGCAGCAUGAGAAGACACACUGGCUGACGCGGCCCUUCCCUUGCAACAUCUGUGGCAAGAUGUUCACACAGCGUGGCACCAUGACCCGCCACAUGCGAAGCCACCUGGGCCUGAAGCCCUUUGCCUGUGACGAAUGUGGCAUGCGUUUUACCCGCCAGUACCGCCUCACUGAGCACAUGCGUGUGCACUCAGGUGAGAAGCCAUAUGAGUGCCAGCUCUGUGGGGGCAAGUUUACCCAGCAGCGUAACCUCAUCAGCCACUUGCGCAUGCACACCUCCCCCUCCUAGAAGCCAAAGACCCGCGGGCACCCUCUUCAGACUCACCACUUGGGAACCCACGGAAGAAGCCAGGAGGCAAGGCAGGUGGGGCUGGGACCCUGAGGUCCAGUGAGGCUCCUAUCAGCUCCUCUGACCCAGCCUCCCCACACUCAGAGCUUUAAUCUCUAGUCUGUACCAAGGGAAGCCAGAGAAGCCGGCAGGCUUAGCUCCCUAUGUGUGUUGCUGGUGACCAUUCUACCUCCCUGUCCCAUCUAGGUCACCAGCUCCCUGUAAGGGCUUCUGCAGAGCCAUUGGGAGUGGGUCACAUGGGUCUUACUGAGACCUGGUCCCUUUCCUGCAGGUUGGGUUGGAGAAGGGGAAUAAGGGGUCCCUCUCAAUGCUGGUGGGGGACAAGGCUGCCUGUAGCUGGGGUGGUAUCUGGAGGAGGCCCCCCAAGCAGGGACUGGGUAUGUGUGCGUGCACGUGUGCUUGUGUCUGUGUGCAGGCGCUUGUGACCCUGGCUCUGGGGAGCAGGUGCUGGGAGGACGGUUUCUCCUUCCCUCCUUGAGCCAGGGCAGCACUGCUCAUUGGCGCUGGGAUAGUCAGGGUGACCCCACCGCCUACCUCUACAACUAAAGAGCCCUCUGGGCCCAUGUUGCUGUUAUUCCUACUGAUCUGUUCCUUUUUUUUUUUUUUUUUUCAAUUUUGAAUUCUGUUUUUUAAACCAAAACAAACAAUAGUUUAUUUUCUUCCUGCCCCUUUGGGGCUGAGCCUGGGUCUGCAGACUGAAUGUAAUUGGGGCAGCUGCUCCUCCCCAUUGUCCUCCCCUAGCCCUGGUGGGCACUGUGGAACACACCAGUGAGCCCACCUCUUCAGGCCCCAGAGCCCUUUUUGCCUAAAGGCUUCCCUGGUCUCCAGUACUAUCUGGGCCGCCUCAGGAGUACUUGCAUUUCCUAUAGUUUCUGAGGAAUAUUCUUUGUCUAGAGGUACUUGUUUUUUGUUAAGAGACACCCCCGUGUAACGUUUAUGGGACUGUUGGAACUGGAAGAUUCAUGGGGUGGGGGGAGGCUAGACUCGCUGCCAGGGCUGUCGGUACUCUCAUUUUUCAUUUCUGUGUGUGUGGGUAAGUGUAUGGUGUGUGCAGUGUGUAUGGACAGAUGUUUCACUUUCUUUCCUCACUGAACAAGGUGGAGAGACUUCUGACCUUUUGCUACCUCUUGAAUUCAUGACAACAGUAUGUUGAGGCAGUUGAGGCCCGAUGCUUUUGUUUUCCUCUGGUGAAGUGAGUUGGGCUCGGGCUGGCCCGAGCGUCCCUCCUGGGCCUCAAUGUUCUCUGAGGGGGCACCUGCUGCUCACUGGGCCUAGGUGAGAAAUAUGAACUGCUCACAAGGGGCAGGUACCCCAAGCCUCCUGAGCAGCACAGGAGCUUAGAGGAGGAAGCAUCUCUGGGCAGUUCCUGGCAGGGCCAGGAUGAGGCGGAAGUGAGCCCCCACCCAUCCUGUGCCCUAGCUUUGAGCUUGGGAGAGCAGUAGCCCCCUGCUUACCCAGUGAGGUGCAAGGAAGAGCUGACCAAAGCACUGGGGAACAGGAUUAGCACUUCUCAGGCAGUCAUGGCCCCCAGUGCGAGAGGCUUGCCAUCACCCAUGGGCUCAGCCCUUUCUGGAGUCCCACCCUUUGCUCCUCAACACAGACUUCUCAGCCAACCUCAAACACUUCCAUGGGCCAAGCCAGGCUCAAGGCCAGACCAAGGUCACCAUGCUCUGUCCUAUGUCCUAGGCUAACUGGAGUCAGAGCUGGGCCAGCAGGCUUUAUAUUCAUUUUGCUUCAUGAAUUUCUUGUCAGUUUUCUUUUGAUUUUAAGUUUAGACCAAAUAACUUCAGAGUCAUCCCUUACCCCACUUCUCUAGAGACCCUCCAGCUGAAAACAGCCUGAGUUCAGGGACCCAGUGGUGAACAGUGUAUUCUUGGGAGUGAGGGAGCUCUAGCCACAUUAGGGCUCCUGGCUGAGUCUUCCAUGUGGUGCCUCCAGCCCUGAGCUUUUUCCUCUUCUCUUUGGGUGGGAGACAGAGAAUUGGGCCCUAGGUUUUAGUUUCAGCAAGUCAGGCUGAGCACCUGAGUGGAGGAGACCCCUGGGCUCCAGCUCACCCAGGGAGGGAGUGGGGCCAUAUAAGACUCCCUGUUCUUUUACCCCACCCCCAACUCUCAGCACUUAAGCCACACGACACAAAGUCUGUACCGCCUGGGAAUUGUGCACGACCCUGGCCUCAUGCAUGGCCUCUUGGGCCAUGGGCAGCUGCAUCUGUGAGGUGACUCGAAAGUAGGUGAUUCCUCUGCAGAACUUCAGGGACUGGGAGCAAAGCCCCCUCACUCAACGAUGUCUUUGCGACAUAGUAUUGUACCCACCUUAGUAUUGUAUCAAGCCUUUUCUGUAUUUUAAUGAGAAAGCAAAACACUAGUUUCCUAUUUAAGAUUUUAAGGGUUUGUGGGGCGGGAUGGGGUUGACACAACACUUAGUUUUGUUUUCUUUUCCUUUGAUUCCAUGUUGGGUGCGUGCUUGUGUGUGUGUAUGUAUGGAGAUGUUAAGAGCCUCACAAGGAAAUUAGGCCGUAGGAGGCCAAGGCGGCUUACAGUUCUCUGCUUUAGUCACUUAAUUCCUGAAUGUUUCGGAGAAACAGGAAACAGAAAAUAGCAGAUGUCAAUGUCCUGUAGGAAAGAAGAAAAAAAAGAAAAAAAGAAAAAAAAAAAAAGGAAAGCUCAUACCCAAAUUCACAAAACCUAUUUUUUAAACCAAAGCACAUUUUGAAUGAGUAUGGAACCUCAAUGGGCUCAGAAAAAAAAAAAGAUGCUAAUAUAUUUAUCUCAUUGUUUACAUAAACUUUUACAGUUUCAGACCUCAACAGCUGUAAGGCCAGUCCCAGGGAAUCCUCAUCUUUUGCUGGGGGUCCUUCUGAGUUAGCCCUGGAAUGGCUCAUGGGCAGAGAAGGGCUGGAGAAGGGGCUGGAAGCCUCUGUGGGAUCCACCUGAGCCUUCAUCCUCAUCCCUGGGGGCUCUCCAAGCCCAGCUGGCACCAAAGAGCUUAGGCCAGUGCUGAUCAGCUCCUGAGGCCUCCUGGCCAGCAGCAGGUGGCAAUCAGCUCUGGUGACAGGACCUAAGUCUGGGUUUGGGCCCCAGGGUGGAGGUGAGCUCCCCCUCCUAUUCUGCCAGUGAUACUCAGCGGGUGAAUUGAUGUGAAGGUUUCACUCAAGCCAAAAAAGCAGAGACCUUUGCACAGCUCAGUUGACUCCACUGGGCUUCCACCCCCCCACCCCAUGCAGGGGAAGAGGCUUACUGAGCCUGAUCCUUACAACACAGACGGUGCAAACACUCUUAACAGUGUUGUUUUUGUAUCAAUAUGUUUGUGCAGUGAUGAAUGUAUUUAUUUCUCAGACUUGGGGUGAAUGGGCAAGUGGCAGGCCGGGCUCUGCCACUGCUCAAUCCCACUGGACCGAGCCACAGCAAGGGCUCCUUCAGGAUUGCAAAAAAGGAAAAAAGAAGUGAUGAACCUUUAAGCAAAUAAGAAUCUCAGAGACUUGCAGCAUAGCCAUACACCUCAGCCUGUGAAAUGAGCACUCUGGACCCAGAUUAACUCCCGAUUUCAUACAGCCGGGGGUGUGUUUCCUGUCCGACACCACUGGGGGGCAGUGGGCCAUUUGCCUGAUGCCCCCAAACUGUCAGUAUUCACUGGACUUCAGGCCCCUGUGCAGGAGUGCGAUCUGGCUGGGUUUGCAGGCAGGCAGACCCCUGCCCCCUCCUGUGGCCAGCCUGAUUGAUGAUGGGAGUGGAGGGGAGCUGGCCUGGGCAUCCAGAAGGGCAGGGCUCAGGGAACACUUGCUGCAUCCGUCCUGCCCCCAGAUUUGGGGGACAAAAGUUAUAAGCACCAGGCCUGAGAAUAACAGGGGUGCUCAGCCCUGCCAUGCCCUACUGAAGGGACCAAGGUUGUCCUGUUCCCCAGAGUCACAUUGGGGCCAUUGUUAUUGAACCUGUGAAUUGGAUGCCAGGAAUGAGGGAAUGGAGAGGGACCUAACCAGAGCCUCAAUCUGACAUUCCAAACUGGGUAUGGUAGGAGCUGUGGGAAUUGAGGCUGCCCAGGACCCCCCCUUCCUAGGAUGCCCCCAGCUUCAGUCACCCCAGUUUAAUUUUCUACCAGGAACCCCUCCCCCUACCUCACCUUGCUAUUUAUUGCUGUAAUUUAUUGACCUCAAGAAUGCUGCAUAACAGACCUCACUUGGGGGCAGGGAGGAUCCCCAGGGCUCCCCCCCCCUCCACUUGGUGGGGCCCUGUGGGGCCAGGUGCUGAGGGGAUCCUCUCUACCCCACCCAUCAUUUGCUUCCCCCCAGGGUCCCCAGGUUGGGCUCUGGCCCAUUCACAAAUACCUCGAGGGGAGGGGAAGAGAUGGGGUUAUAGCUGUUUUAAUUGGAACCGGAAGAGGGAUCAUGUCCUAGUUUAUACCCUUCCCAGAGAGGGGGAGGGACACCGGGAUCGCACUCCUGUACUGGCCACCGCCGUUGUCACUCAUCAUUGAGUUCACUUCUCUCUAGAGUUUGGAUAAAUUCAGGUCAGUGCUGCAGGUAUGCAGCCCUCCAGUGUCAUAGAAAAGCGAUUCGCCGAUGACUGAUCUCUCCAGAAGCGUGCAGUCUUAAUGUACAGUGAUGAGAAACUGUUAUUUUAUGAUCUUUUCAUUAAAAGCUUGAUUGAAAAUUA
Messenger RNA from Ictidomys tridecemlineatus (thirteen-lined ground squirrel), 9924 nucleotides. Lineage: Eukaryota; Metazoa; Chordata; Mammalia; Rodentia; Sciuridae. The record is from RefSeq and is a predicted model, not a curated record.